AGGUCUAUUGUCUUAAAAGAUAUGAAUAAAGCCAGGCUAAAGAAAGAAUUGCAGAUGCUUACAAAGGAUCCACCUCAUGGAGUAGCCUGCUGGCCAAAGGAUGAUCAACUCAAUGAAUGGGAAGCAACUUUAGUAGGCGGAGCUGACACACCCUAUAAAGGGGGCAUGUUUAAGCUUAAGAUAGAAUUACCAGAAAGAUAUCCGUUUGAGCCUCCUCACAUCUUAUUCCAAACAAAAAUAUAUCAUCCAAACAUUGAUGACAUGGGACGCAUUUGUCUUGAUAUUCUUAAAAUGCCACCACAAGGCUCGUGGAAACCAGCUCAGAAUAUGUCAUCAGUGUUAGCAUCAAUACAGUUACUAUUAUCAGAACCUAAUCCUGACGAUGGGCUAAUGGCCAGUAUUUCUAAAGAGUACAAGUUUGAUAGAUUAAAGUUUUUAGAGACGGCUCGGCAGUGGGUACUGAAAUAUGCUACUGAAGAUGUCGUCGAGAGGGAUAAAGGAAAAGGUGGAAAGAAGCGCAAAGCUGAAGAGGACGAUAAUGAAACUUCAGCAAGUAAAACUGCUAAAUUUGAUGAUGUAUGAUUACACUAUUCAAUAAUAACUUUUUUGUAUUUUAUCACUUAAGUAAUCAAUCACUGAUUCAUUUAGCAUAUUGAUGAUAUUGGAUUAUUAUUUGGAUACUUGA
This is a messenger RNA of Amphimedon queenslandica, 685 nucleotides long. Its product is annotated as ubiquitin-conjugating enzyme E2 T-like. The transcript has 3 exons. Bases 22 to 582 code for a protein of 186 amino acids. The record is from RefSeq and is a predicted model, not a curated record. Lineage: Eukaryota; Metazoa; Porifera; Demospongiae; Haplosclerida; Niphatidae.